AGUAAUGGCACCACUGUUUCUGCCCGAAAAGAAUGUUGUGUUGUAUUUUAAUAAUACAUUCUCGAGAAGCUUUACAUGAAAAAUAUAUAAACGGCAACUAAGGAUAACCACGAGCAGCGAAGCCGUCCUUUUAUAGGAAUGCGUUCUCAUUAAAAAUACAUACCAGACGAAACAGGACUUUGCUGGAGAGAAGAGGAUAUUUUUUCAUUCUUCCCUGGCACAGCUUCAUAUUCUCGAGCCCCUGCGUAUGCCCCCCUAAGUGAAUCCAGUGUUGGUGUGGAAGAAGACCAUUGGCAUGGCUGUGGCGGCCGCCCACGAGUUCCACUGGCUCAGCCUGGCCCCUUUGCCCACUGGCCGAGUGUAUCAUUCCUUAGCAGAGGUGGGGGGGCAGCUGUUCGUGGUGGGGGGCUGCGAUGAGACGGGCCAGCCCAUCAGCGCCUUGGAGCUGUACUCCCCCGAAGUGGACCAGUGGGUCGGUCUGCCCCCGAUGCCCACCCCCCGGGCUGGCGCUGCUGUAGCUGUCCUCGGGAAGCAGCUGCUGGUGUUGGGCGGGGUGGGUAUAGACCAGCGCCCCCUUAAGUCUGUGGAGCUGUACAACACAGAGGAGGGCCGGUGGAGGAAACGGAGCGCCCUGAGAGAAGCAGCCAUGGGUAUCUCUCUGACUGUGAAAGAUGGCAGGGUGUUUGCAGUAGGAGGGAUGGGGAGGGAUCUGUUCCCCCGGAGUGUCCUCCAGCAGUACGACCUGCGCAAGGACAUGUGGGUAUCGCUGUCCCCCAUGCCUACCCCGCGAUAUGAUGCAGCUGUCCACCUCCUGGGUACCAAGAUCUAUGUGGCAGGUGGCAGGCAGUGUAAGCGGUCUGUCAAGGCCUUUGAGGUGUAUGACACCGAGAGCCGCUCUUGGGCUGUCCUUCCCAGCAUGCCCUGCAAGCGAGCAUACUCAGGCCUGGUGUGGGACAGAGAGGGGCAGCUGUACAGCCUGGGGGGGCUGCGGCAGGGGGGCGUCCACCAGCGGCCCAAAUUCACCAAGAACGUCAACAUCUUCGACAGUCAGCAAGGUGUUUGGCAGAAGUCUGAGGAAACUGUGUCCUUGAAGACGAAGCGAGCAGAUUUUGUGUCUGCAUUCCUGCAGGGGAGAGUGAUUGUGGCUGGAGGACUGGGUAACCAGCCCUCCAUGUUGGAUUCUGUGGAGGCCUAUCACCCAGGAAAGAGGAAGUGGGAGUAUCUGCCCCCUAUGACCUCACCCCGCUGCUCCGCCUCCUGUAUUGUCAUCCAGGACCGUCUCCUAGUGGUGGGAGGAGUCAACCAGAGCCCAAGCCCUGCCCAUGAGGUCCUGUAUGUGAAGCUGGGGGAGUCGCUGUAGCCUCUUUCGUCAGGACCCAGCAGUGAGAGCUGGGGAUUGAACAAGGACGCUGCCUCUGUGCACUCUGAGCAGUGAAGGUCUGUCUCUAGGAGAGGACUGUGCAUUUCUGCCCGCUGGGAGCCUCUGUUACUGUAGGUUUUCAUUUCAGCCUAGCUCUGAACCAGCUUACUGACUUAAUGGGGCCAGUUUGCCAACGUCUCUCAGCUCUUCAGGUGCUGCCGCUUUAAAGAGACCAAGAAAACCUGCAGAUAUACAAGUCUUCUCCAGCCAGGAUUGGACAGCCCUGCUCCAAACCUCCAAACGGUACUGGAGAGUUGUUCAAAUCACAAUAGGAGGCUAAGGAUUGUUUGGCAGCUCUGAUUUCAGCUACCUUUCAGUUACAGAUUGGACUAAAGCAAAGUAGACCUGCAUUGCGUUUCGUAAACUGAACUUGAUUUGUUCUUCACACACAGCUUUGCUUUUACAUGCAGAAAAUGUGAUAUUAACCAAUAGCACGGAGAUCAGAUUAGAGUCAUUAGGCAAGUGAUAUAAUUUUUGUUGCCUUUUUUAAUCAUAUCUCAUCUCACUACGAUGAAUGAACCAGGCAAGUAAGAUGGACCAAAGAGCCUGUGACAUGUAGCUUUUCACAUCACAUACUAUAUGGGGUACCCCAGGGAUCCCCAAUAAAUAAGAGUCCCAUCCAAAAAUUAACUUUGCCUUUCCAAUGAAAACUGAACUGUUAUAUCACUAUGGUUGGUUCCAGUAGCUGCUCACUUUAUUCAUGAUACAACUUCUUAUUCUAUGACCCAUUAACCAACUCUUACUUGUUAGAUUCCACACCGGUUAGUGAUAAAAAAAAUUAUAGGUUUAUACAUUCACUAGGAGAGGAGAAACAAAAGCUCCAAAGCGCUACUAGCUUUCACACAUAUAUUCACAUACAAAUGGGUACUAACCUAGAACCAACCAAACAACAUGGGUUGUUAGAACUAUACAUUGAUUGUUUCAGGGAGACAUCAAUAACUUUAGUAUUACAAUUUGAAUGAUUAACUGUAGCACAUUUUCGACAUCAUUUGUAUAAGGGUGUUAUUGAGCAUUUUGCUCCAUGAAUAAGAAAGGUACAUUGGUUGCAUUUGAUUUUUCAACAUGGGAAAGUGAGAGACGAGUCCACACCUGCGCCGCAUUGAACCUUCCAUCCAAUGGCGCAGCUAGAGUGUUGACGCUGCCGUUUUUGAUUGGUUCAUCCUGCUUUUCCCUCUCCCUGAUACGCUGGCCUAUUUGAGGGUUGGCCCCGCCUUUCCAAUAAGAGCAGUAGGUAUUUAUGGUUUUCAGAAACUAGUCAUCAAACUUCAAUAGAUUGCUUACAAACAUAAGCCGAUUGCAUGCUUAAGCACAGUGUAGUUUAUUCUGUGUUUAGAGGUAACUGCAAUGACCCUCUACGUAUGAGUCUUCAGAAGGGAGCUAAUGGAAAUAGCCACAUUACGAUUUCAAGCCUUUAUCUAAAGCAGACUUUCAGAACAAUUUCUGAAAACAUACUGCACAUAUAUGUAGCGUAGAGUGGUAUUGUUUAGAAUGUAGCAACAAUACAGUAAAUUAUGAGCUAAAGCAUAAUAAUAGUCGAAUACCUGCAGGAACAACAUCUUAAAUCAUAGAACUCAAUAGGGUACACUGUUCUAACUUUAUCAGUUUGCAAUAAUUACAUUUUCUAGAAUAGAAACAAUAAAUUGAAGUAAUUGUUUUAGUUCAGGUGCACAUGUACAACUUUAGAGUUGUAUUAGUAUUUAAGGUGUUGCAGUGUAAUGCUGUUUUUUUCCAGAGGGCUUUUGAGUUGCAGUAGCUAAUACAGUAUUCUAGCACUGUUUUUAAAGUGUGAUGCAAGUAUAAGGAUAAAGUGUGGUUUAUUUUCAAAGACAUUAGUGCAAUAAAUGUGUGUACGGAUUUUCUAAUAUUUGUGAUUUUGUAGCUCGGGCAUUACGCGACGACCACAAAGUUUCAUAUGUCAAUUAAACGAUUUCAGUAGUUAGAA
Lepisosteus oculatus (spotted gar) is the source of this 3362-nucleotide messenger RNA. RefSeq names its product kelch domain containing 8A (gene klhdc8a). Lineage: Eukaryota; Metazoa; Chordata; Actinopteri; Semionotiformes; Lepisosteidae. The record is from RefSeq and is a predicted model, not a curated record. Gene Ontology annotation, molecular function: protein binding.